UGGAACAGCAAUUGCAGUUAGAUAGAGAAAAAAAAAUAAAAAAAAUAAAAACUAAAAUAUAAAGUGAAGAAAGAGAUUCUGCAAAUAAACAAAAACAAAACAACCAUAAUCUUCUUGAUUAUCAAAAUCUGAAAAUAAUUUCUUUCCUCUUUUUUCUAUAUUAUCACCAAAAUCUGAAUCAAUUUUCCUAAUUUAAUUAAAUAAUUUCGAGUCAGAAAAGUGAUAUAAAACGGCAGGAGAAGAGAGAGAAAUUUGUUUUUUUUUCCAGAAAAUUAAGUUUUUCUCUCUAAUUUUUGGGUGAAAUCAGAGGAGAUACAGAGGGAGGGAGGGCAAUGGUGAUGGAAGAUAACGAGAGUAGUUGCAAUAGUAGUAGGGCGGCAGCUACGGCAGCGGCGGAGACGACAUCGUCGGCUUCAGCGACGGCGGCGCAAAAUUCGAGGCAGCAGCGUCAGAAGCUUGAGGUGUACAAUGAGGUGCUUCGGAGGUUGAAGGAAUCGAACAAUCCAGAAUCUUCUCCUCCUGGCUUCGACGACGAACUUUGGGCGCACUUUCAUCGUCUUCCUGCUAGGUAUGCGUUGGAUGUAAAUGUGGAAAGAGCAGAAGAUGUUUUACUGCAUAAAAAAUUAUUGCAUCUCGCGCAUGAUCCUGCGAAUAGACCUGCAUUUGACGUUCGGUUAGUUCAGGUUCAUCCCGUUUCUGAUGGAAAUUCAGAUGACAAGGAUCAAGAAUUGUCUCAUUCAGUCCGAAAAAGUCAUCCACCACCUGCAUUUGGUUCGUCACCUAAUCUUGAGGCCCUUGCGCUUGAAGGACAUAAAGCACAUGACGAUGAGGAAGAUGAUGAUGAUGCAAAUGCUAGUUCAAGGCUGUUUCGGCCCAUGCAUGAGAUCACCUUUUCCACAGAUGACAAACCAAAACUUCUUAGUCAGUUAACAUCUCUACUGGCUGAUGUCGGGCUGAAUAUUGAGGAAGCACAUGCCUUUUCUACCUCAGAUGGUUACUCAUUAGAUGUUUUUGUUGUUGAUGGUUGGCCGUAUGAGGAGACACUGAGGCUCAGAUCUGCUUUGGAAAAAGAACUUAAAAGAAUUGAGAAUUCAUCUUGGCGUAGUCAACAAUCAUCAUCUCCUAUGGAUGAGCUAGAGCAAGCCCCAACGUCCCCAACUGAAGCUAAAGAAGAUCACGUGGCAAUACCAAACGAUGGAACUGAUGUUUGGGAAAUUAAUCCCAGACGAUUAAAAUUUGAGAAUAAAGUUGCAGCUGGAUCAUAUGGUGAUCUGUAUAAGGGUACAUACUGCAGUCAGGAAGUGGCAAUUAAGGUUCUGAAGCCUGAGCGUCUAAAUACAGAUUUGCAGAAAGAGUUUGGUCAAGAAGUGUAUAUCAUGAGGAAAGUUCGUCAUAAGAAUGUUGUUCAAUUUAUUGGUGCUUGUACAAAACCUCCAAGUUUGUGUAUUGUCACAGAAUUUAUGUCGGGUGGAAGUAUAUAUGACUAUUUGCACAAGCAUAAGGGUACAUUCAAGCUUCCAUCUCUGCUGAAAGUAGCAAUUGAUGUUUCCAAAGGAAUGAACUAUUUGCAUCAGAAUAAUAUCAUCCACCGGGAUUUGAAGGCUGCCAAUCUUUUAAUGGAUGAAAAUGAGGUAGUCAAGGUUGCAGAUUUUGGUGUUGCUAGAGUUAAGGCUCAAACUGGUGUUAUGACAGCUGAAACUGGAACUUAUCGUUGGAUGGCUCCAGAGGUUAUUGAACACAAGCCAUAUGAUCACAAAGCUGAUGUCUUCAGUUUUGCAAUUGUACUGUGGGAGUUACUGACAGGAAAGCUACCAUAUGAGUACUUGACCCCUUUACAAGCAGCGGUUGGGGUAGUGCAAAAGGGUCUACGGCCAACUAUGCCAAAAAAUAUUCAUCCCAGACUUGUCGAGCUGCUUGAAAAAUGCUGGCAGCAAGAUCCUGCAAUGAGACCCGACUUCUGUGAGAUCAUACCAAUUCUGCAGCAAAUAGCCAAAGAGGUUGCAAGUGCAGAAGGCCAGAAGGACAAACAAGGUGGUGGCGGGUUCUUCUCAGCUCUCAGAAGAGGUCAUCACUAAAGCACAGCAAGUUUUUCUGUUGCAUUGAGUGUUAACUAAUUUCUAAUUGCCUAGGUUAUUCUACAUAUGUUUUUUUUGCCCAUCUUAUACUGUACAGUGAUUUGUCAAUACGGCAUAUGCAACUACUACUAUAGGGUUGUUAUUGUGUCUCCUAAGAAGUAAACCAUAUUCUUUAUAUUAUUAUUGCCCACACUUUGUGCUGUGCGCCUGUCUGCAUCCAUGAAGAAGGGGCCAGAAUGAUUGAGAUUUUUGUAACAUUGUUAAACCUCCUGCGGCCUAAAGAAGAAAUGACAAAUUACUGAAUUUUUCUGUUUA
Messenger RNA from Spinacia oleracea (spinach), 2390 nucleotides. Its product is annotated as serine/threonine-protein kinase STY46. Gene Ontology annotation, biological process: protein phosphorylation. NCBI's taxonomy places the organism in Eukaryota, Viridiplantae, Streptophyta, Magnoliopsida, Caryophyllales, Amaranthaceae. The record is from RefSeq and is a predicted model, not a curated record. The transcript has 16 exons. Bases 333 to 2075 code for a protein of 580 amino acids. Gene Ontology annotation, molecular function: ATP binding; protein serine/threonine kinase activity.